Messenger RNA from Cololabis saira (Pacific saury), 5740 nucleotides. RefSeq names its product focal adhesion kinase 1-like. The record is from RefSeq and is a predicted model, not a curated record. Gene Ontology annotation, cellular component: cytoskeleton; focal adhesion. The transcript has 34 exons. Gene Ontology annotation, biological process: signal complex assembly; protein phosphorylation. Gene Ontology annotation, molecular function: ATP binding; protein tyrosine kinase activity. NCBI's taxonomy places the organism in Eukaryota, Metazoa, Chordata, Actinopteri, Beloniformes, Belonidae. Bases 868 to 4167 code for a protein of 1099 amino acids.
UUUCUUUCACUUGUGUUGCUCUGUCCUCCUUUUUCCUCUUAUUCACCCUGAAACAAUUGCUCAGAUUCUCUCCGUCUCACAGCCUCUGCGUCCUUUGUUUAACUACCUCAAACUGUCCUUCACUUUCUGUUUCCGAGAGCAGAGGAUAACGUUGUGUUUGUUACUCGCUGAGUACAGUAAUUGCCUCGCCUUCUCAGUGACCGCUAACUAACUGAGGGGGGUUUGGAAUCGGCACUGUACGGGAUAGAUUUGGAGACGAGCGCUUCUCUCAACAACACAAGGACUUCACGGCGAAAUAACCCAAAUCCUCUCCUGAAGGAACAGUUUCUGGACACUUGCACAGCAACUCUAUGGAGUGCAAGCAUGAAGCAAAAUUUGGACAAUCUGGGCAGAAGAAAUCCAAUGUGUUUUCAUAACAGAGAGGCAACCGAGGAGUCAUUCAGAAGUGGACAGAAGAGGAAGAAGAACGAACGUUCUGUGGCUGAAUGUAACUUUCCGUCUUUGGGGAUUUUGUUUUUCCUGCACAGCCUUGUAUAAAGAGAUACAAAAAUUACAAGGACAGUCCUUUGCAAAACUGAAACUCCUCAGAAAAUUUAUAUUUUUUUUCUCAUUUUCAUAUUUGGUUAACUAAUUUAUUUUACAUUUUUAAAGCUGAUGUUUUUUUUGAAGAUUUUCUGAAGCAACAACUGGAACUUUCGAGGAUUUCCCCCAUUUUGAAAAUAACAGUUUUGCUAACGAGGAUUUAAUUUCCCUUCAAGACUGUGUCUCUAAAUUAGUGGUUGGGAUAUGUCAGCGCUCUCCUGCAAUUGCGUCAGGAGCUUGGCGUGUUUAUUUAUUUGACUUCUGCACACAAGAUCGCUGCGUGUGAUGCGAGGCUGCGAAGCAGAAAGUUGUGUCUCCGUCCUCAGCGAAGGCAGACACAGACAUGGACACACAUGCGUUUCCAUGGUGACCAGUAGCUGUAGCCCCUUCCCCAUGUGUUGGGCUAAAGAAUAUGACAGACACCUAGCAGCGGCUGCAUCAGCAGGGAAAACCAUGGCAACCUCCUAUCUGGACCCCAAUCUAAAUAAUGCCUUCCUCGACGGUGCCAAGUCACGACUGAGCGCGGGGGGGUCGGACCGGACCAUGGCUGGCUCCAUGGACAGGGUUCUGAAAGUCUUCCAUCACUUCGAGACCAACACUGAAGACAGCGUAUGGUCUUCCAAUAUCAGAUAUGGAGACGCAACUGAUGUCAGGGGUAUCAUCCAGAAGAUUUUGGACAUCCACAAAGUUCGCUGGAUUUCCUGUUUUGGCCUUCGUCUCACUAACAGCCAGUCCAGAGAGCACGUGCACUGGCUCCACCCAGAUAUGGGGGUGUCCCAUAUCAGAGAGAACUACGAACAAGCCCAGCCAAACGAGGAGUGGAGGUAUGAGCUAAGGAUUCGGUAUCUACCAAAGGGCUUUGUGCAGCAGUUUACUGAAGACAAACCAACACUCAACUAUUUCUACCACCAGGUCAAGAGUGACUAUAUGGAACAAAUUGGGGAUCAGGUGGAACAAGAUGUAGCUCUCAAACUGGGCUGUCUAGAAAUCAGGCGGUUCUUCAAAGAGAUGAGAGGAAAUGCUUUGGACAAGAAAUCCAACUAUGAACUACUGGAGAAAGAUGUUGGUUUAAAGCGAUUUUUCCCAAAAGACCUGCUGGAAUCAGUGAAGGCUAAAACUCUUCGUAAGUUGAUCCAGCAGACGUUCAAGCAGGUGGCCAAUCUCAACGAUGAGCAGUGCAUUCUGAAGUUCCUGGAGAUCAUUGCACCGAUCUACCGCUAUGACAAGGAGUUCUUUAAAUGUGCUCUUGGGUCUAGCUGGGUGAUCCAGGUAGAGUUGGCUAUCGGGCCAGAAGAAGGAAUCAGUUACCUCACUGAUAAAGGAUCAACCCCCACACAUCUAGCAAACUUUAACCAGGUCCAGUCCAUCCAGUACUCAGCUAUGGAGGAGAAAGACAGGAAAGGAAUGCUGCAGCUGAAUGUAGCCGGCGCUGCUGAGCCUCUUACAGUUACAACAGCAUCCCUCACCAUGGCGGAGAACUUAGCUGACUUGAUUGAUGGCUAUUGUCGACUCGGUUCAAUGGAAACUCAUUCAUUCAUUGUGAGAAUUCAGAAAGAGGGAGAGAGAGCUCUGCCUUCACUCCCAAAACUGUCGAAUAAUGAGAAAAAGUUAGAAGCAGUGAAGAGUGGAGUACGAACAAUCUCUGUUUCAGAAGAUCUUAGUGGGGAUGAAACUGAUGACUAUGCAGAGAUAGUCGAUGAAGAGGACACAUACACCAUGCCCUCCAUGAGCUAUGGAGUAGUUGAAGCGCGGGACUAUGAGAUCCAGAGGGACAGGAUAGAGUUGGGCCGCUGCAUCGGAGAGGGGCAGUUUGGAGACGUUCACCAAGGAGUCUACAACUGUCCAGACAAAACUCCUCUAGCAGUCGCCAUCAAAACCUGUAAGAACUGCACUUCAGACAGCGUCAGAGAAAAGUUCCUUCAAGAAGCACUAACAAUGCGUCAGUUUGACCACCCGCACAUUGUUAAACUCAUCGGCGUGAUCACAGAGAACCCAGUGUGGAUCAUCAUGGACCUCUGUACUCUUGGAGAGUUGCGGUCGUUCCUCCAGGUGAGGAAGUACAGUCUGGACUUGGCUACACUCAUUCUGUUUGCGUAUCAGCUCAGUACAGCGCUGGCUUAUCUAGAGAGCAAACGCUUUGUACACAGGGACAUUGCAGCACGUAACGUGUUGGUCUCUGCAGUGGACUGCGUUAUGCUCGGAGACUUUGGUCUGUCUCGAUACAUGGAGGACAGUUCUUACUACAAAGCAUCUAAAGGUAAACUUCCUAUUAAAUGGAUGGCCCCAGAAUCCAUCAACUUUAGGAGGUUCACCUCUGCCAGUGACGUGUGGAUGUUUGGUGUGUGUAUGUGGGAGAUCUUGAUGUACGGCAUCAAGCCCUUCCAGGGCGUGAAGAACAACGAUGUGAUCGGGAGGAUAGAGAACGGCGAGCGCUUGGCGAUGCCCCCCCAGUGUCCACCCACCCUGUACAGUUUGAUGACCAAAUGUUGGUCGUACGACCCGAGCAAGAGGCCGCGCUUCACUGAGCUCAAAACACAACUUAGCACCAUACUGGAGGAAGAGAAGCUUCAACAAGAGGAGAGACUACGACUGGAGAUGAGGAGACAAGUCACCGUCUCCUGGGACUCUGGAGGUUCUGACGAAGCACCGCCUAAACCCAGUAGACCAGGUUAUCCCCGUCCUUGCUCCAAUGAAGGUUUCCUCUCUGGGCCCCAGCACGACCACUUCCCGCCUGCAGCUCACGGGGGCGUUGGAGGAGGAAGCAGCUUCCCUCCGUCUGAAACCUGGAACCAGCACCGACCCGAACUGAACCCGCUUUGGAACCCGGGAGUGGAGGAGGGUGGGUGUGUAGGGCAGGCUAUGAUGGAGGAGAGACUAAUGAUGCAGCAGCAGCAGAUGGAGGACGACCAGCGCUGGCUGGAGCAAGAGGAAAUCCUCAUGAAGGCAGAGCCCAGAAACAGCAGAGGCAGCAUCGACAGAGAGGACGGGACACUGCAAGCACUGGGUGGAAGUCAGCAUAUCUACCAGCCAGUUGGGAAGCCAGAACACGUGGCCCCUCCUAAGAAGCCCCCCCGUCCUGGAGCUCCUAGUCAUCUCGGCAACCUGUCCAGUCUGUGCCCUGUAGACAACUAUAACGAAGGGGUCAAGUUGCAGCCUCAGGAGAUCAGCCCUCCACCCACCGCCAACCUGGACCGCUCUAACGACAAAGUGUAUGAGAAUGUGACGGGGCUGGUCAAAGCUGUGAUCGAGAUGUCCAACCGGAUCCAACCUGCUGCACCCGAGGAGUAUGUCCCCAUGGUCAAGGAGGUGGGCCUGGCUCUGAGGACUCUACUGGCAACAGUAGAUGAGACGAUCCCCGUGCUGCCACCCAGCACACACCGAGAGAUCGAGAUGGCCCAGAAGCUGCUGAAUUCAGAUCUGGCAGAGUUGAUAGCAAAGAUGAAACUGGCCCAGCAAUACGUCAUGACAAGUUUACAAAAGGACUACAAGAAACAGAUGUUAAUGGCAGCUCACGCCCUGGCGGUCGACGCUAAGAACCUGCUGGACGUCAUCGACCAAUCACGGCUCAAGAUGAUCAACCACUAGACCAGAAGUCUUUCAAGCCAAAGGUUAAUGCCGUAGUAACUCCAGCUGCAGAUCUGUGGAUGGACAUUGUGUUGGAUAUCUGCGUUGGAUAGAUGAAAACAAGGAACGGAUGGACAGCGUGCACGACUGAAAUAAACAGCCCUAAAGCAUUCGUUGCUUCCUUUCUCCCUCAACCCAAAGACGUGUUGUUUUCUGACCGAUGUAAGCAGAUAAACACUCUUGUCUCUCAUCUUCUCUUCUCUUCUGGUUUCAAAAAUCACCCAUUACUCUCAUUUACACCGAAAGAAAAUGGAUCAAAUAAAGGCUCCACUUGAAGGACAAAACACAUGAAUGAAACCGUAUCUGUAGGAACUUGAACUAAAAAAAAAAACCUGGCUUUGGAAGGAUCCAGCCAUCCAUUCUUGCGCCCUUAUUUCUAAUCAGGAUCUCCAGGAUCAGCCGGAGGUCCUGGUGUUUUUCAGGUGGGAGGCCACCAGUCCGCUUCAUGGGAAUAAUGAAGAUCAUUUCACAAUGUUGUUGUAUAAACAUGCUUUUAUAUUUUUGAUUAUUAUUAUUAUUGUCGUUAGUCUCAGCCUUCAGUCUUGCUGUCUUCUUGUUGAACUUUGUAUGAGCGAAAAUGAUUGACACACAGUCCAGCUGCUCAUAAAUGCUAAAACAUCUGCUGUUCCUCUACAGAUAUUUAUCUCAGGUGGCAUGAGAGCUCAUUCAUGAACCAGCUCUUUCUUUUUAUAUAGACAAUUAAAAAAAAACAACCCUGCCACAUGGAACUCUUAAAUUAACUUUCAUAUUAAAUAUACAAAUAAGCUCUAUUUUCUAACACAUUUCAGAAGCAUGAAUUGUUAGUAAUUAAACGGAGAGGAAUGCAUGAGGGGAGAGUGGAAGGGACAGAGCUGAAUAGAGGAAGAAGUGUCAUUUUUAAAUUAAAGUGAGGGUGCUAAUUAAAUACAGUAGAUCUCCCUGUGCCAGAUGAAACACGUUUGGAAAAAAAAAGGAAUAUUUAAUUCAGAAUGUCCUGAUGAUGCUUGACUCUCUGACAUGAUGUGGAUUCAUACAGUCUUGUUUUUUAGCUUUAAGAUAGUAAAUAUUGUCACAUUUCUUUGCAUUCAGUCAGUCAUUAAAUUCAAGUUUGAUGGGACAGAUUUAAAAGGAGAAAAAAAAGAAAAAACAAUGGUCAUUUUGAAUCAAUUGCAGUUUAAUUUACAACUAACUAACAUUUGCAUCCUUGAAAUGUAAACUCCUGAAUUUGCAUCUCCUCACAUCAGGAAUGUUUACACACUAAGUAACAUGUAACUUUGUGAGCGUGAUGGCAGCCCUCUGGUUUAAAAUGUCCUCCUAUAUUCUGUUUUUUAACUCUGUCUUUCUACCUCUUUUCACUGGACUUAAUUGAAUCUGUUUUUUUCUUCCUUUUCUCUGGCACGAUAGAUAUAUAUUUCUUGUGUUGUCUGUCCUUCCCUUCCUCUCCUCCCUCACCGAUUCUUUCACUGUUCCCUCUCUCCUGUGGUGAGCUGUAUUCUCAGGAUGGAGAUACAUGUACAGUUGCUAAACCAAGCAAAUAAAAAACUAUUAUGAAGUA